Salvia miltiorrhiza (redroot sage) is the source of this 1152-nucleotide messenger RNA. RefSeq lists its product as uncharacterized. The record is from RefSeq and is a predicted model, not a curated record. The transcript has 4 exons. The coding region runs from base 81 to 1064 and encodes 327 amino acids. Lineage: Eukaryota; Viridiplantae; Streptophyta; Magnoliopsida; Lamiales; Lamiaceae.
AAAGUUAUAAACGCCACACUCACUCACUAAUUCUUCCACAAAAUCAAAUCAAAUCAAAUCCCUUUCUCUCGAAAUCGAAAAUGGUGAAGUUGGCGUCGGCCCGAGAAACCCGCACGUACGGGUCGAGAGUGUCCCGGAACCGGGCGGAGUACAUGAAUGCGGGCCUCUACGUCUUCGCCACGAUCCUCCUCGUGGGAGGCUUCGUCGCCCAGUUCUCCGGCGAGCCCCGAUCCGGCCUCGUGCUACUCCUCUUGGGAUUUUUCGCGGUUAUAAUUGUGAACGUGCACGAUCUCUUUGCUCAUCUCGCCGCCAUCGAUUACCGGCUGCCCUUGAUGGAGUACGAUCUGCAGCUCGCCCUCGUCGAGUUCGCCGUGCCCCUCGUUUACACCAUUGGCACCAUUCUUCUAUUCGUCGCCACACUUUUUCUUUUCGUGCAGGCAGAAAAAGGAUAUGGAAUCUUCAUAUUGGAGAAGCAUGCUUUAAGCAUGUUCAUUGCUGGUCCAGUCCUAUGGCUGAUUGGAUCAAUCCAUAACUCGUGUCAGAUCUACGAGAGGUCGGAUGCACAUCUUCAAAUCUUGCAGGAGGCUGUUCUUAUUCCUUUCUUGCUGGCGAGCUUGUUAUUUGUAGUCGGUGCAGUUAUUAAUUGUCAAGAGCACGAUGGGUCCAUUCACCACGGCUUGGAAUUGCUGGGCGAGACAUGCAUAUGGUUGUGUAUAAUUGGAAGCUCGGUACUUUUCAUUGGGGCGAUAGCGAAUGUAGUAAAAGUGUUCAAGAUGCAACAGCAUAAUGGGCUGAGACUAGAGAAGCUGCGAGGUGGAGCACAAGAGAGGCUUAUUGAAAUAAGAGAGGGGCAUGUGCCACUCAUUUCGGAAGAUUCUAGAAGACGAAGGUUGUUGGACGCACAAAAUUCUAGAAAAGAAACAGCAGGGGAUGUGGAAAAGGGUCCGGCAACGAAGCUGCCCACGCCUUACAAAGAUGUUCUUAUUUCUCAAAAAUGCAAGGGGAUUUUGUCGGUGGCCUUAGGAAGGCCCUGCUACGCUCAUUCUCUCUUUGGUUCACUCUAGCUCACCACUUUCGCCAUUUGUAGUGUAAUAAUGGAAGUGAGUUGUCGUAGUUAAUGGAAACAUAUUACUCUUUUUUUUUUUUCCUUUU